This is a messenger RNA of Diorhabda sublineata, 1354 nucleotides long. Its product is annotated as group 3 secretory phospholipase A2-like. Gene Ontology annotation, biological process: arachidonate secretion; phospholipid metabolic process. Bases 113 to 796 code for a protein of 227 amino acids. The transcript is spliced from 7 exons. NCBI's taxonomy places the organism in Eukaryota, Metazoa, Arthropoda, Insecta, Coleoptera, Chrysomelidae. The record is from RefSeq and is a predicted model, not a curated record.
AAGGCGACCAAAUCAAUAGUCACAGGCACAGUCCUUUUAGCACGUUGCGUGGUUGUUAAUUCAUAAUAUCCCAAAUGGAAAUUUAUUAGGAAUACGCAAUCAGUGUUAAAGCAUGAAGUUUAUCGUAGUGACUCGAUUCGUCUCAUGUUCCCUGCUGAUACAUGUUGCCAUAUCUAGUACCGUUUUUAUAUCGGAUUUCGGUAUGUCGAAAAUGAUCGAACUCAGUACAAAAUCCCCUUAUUGCGUGGUGCAAAUUGAUAGAGGUAAAAUUAGAGACAAAUUAUUAGCGUCCGAUCCUCGUAGAGUAAGAAAAAUGUCCGACGAAUCAGUAGAAAAUUUAAUAAAAGUUUGUAAUAAGAGUAUUCAGUCACCGCAUCAAGGCGGGUUUAUAUACCCGGGAACAAAAUGGUGCGGACCUGGAAACAAAGCUAGAGAUUAUUCCGAUUUGGGUUUCCAUUCUAAAGAAGAUAUUUGUUGUAGAGAGCACGAUAUGUGUCCUAAAUCUUUAUCGAAAGGAGAAUGUAAACAAGGCAUUUGUAAUAAUUCGUUAUUUACCAGGUCUCAUUGUGAUUGCGACGCGGCUUUUAGGAAAUGUUUACAGAACGUAAACACGGAAACCGCCAAUACGAUCGGCGCCAUCUUUUUCAACAUAGUUCAAGUGAUCUGUUUCAAAGAGAGAACUCCAUGCACGCAAUGGCAGAGGAAUGGUUAUACGAAAGCGGAAGGUGACGCUUUAUGUUCCCAAAUUCAUUUCAGACCUUCGGAAAAAUAUGUACCUUUAAUGCCCCUACCUUAAAAUAAACUUACGAAACGUCACAAAAUUUUCCACAACAAAAGCAAUAUCAAAGGAAAAAUGAAAACUCCGUUAUAUGUACAUAGGAGAAGUUACCGAAGAAAUAUAAUCAAAUAGAUUAGAUAUAAUAGAUAAUUCUGUAUAAAACUAUUUGAAUAAGUUGUAUUUCAUUCGUGCGCUGUUUAAAUACUCUAAUAAUGUACAAUACAAUAACAAAAAAAAAUUCGGCUCGCCCCUGCCACCUAUCGAUAGAUUCUCAACUUAUACAUUUAUAACCUAUAGUUUCCUCCUAUUUUUGGUAUAUAGUAACACAAAUAGAAGUGAGAGGUCACCACGUUUGACGAUUUAAGAAUUAAUGUCAUCAGUAAUGUCAAUCUAGUUGAAUUAUUUAAGAAAAUAGCGAAAUUGUAUUUAUCGAUAAGAAAAUCGUUUGAUAUAAAUUCGUAGUAUUAUUUCGCUAAAAUAAAAAAGUUGUUAUAUAGUAUAGUAUCGACUGGUUAUUUACAUAUCUAUGUAGUCUAUUUUUUAAUAGUUUGUUGUUAAUAAAUCUGGAGCAAAUUA